AUGCCGUCUGCCUUCGAGGGCGUGGCUCGCAGCGUGGUCCAGGAGCUGGACCGCCACGGGAACCUCAUUCCCAUGGACAGCCUGCGGAGCUCCAUUGGCUACUUGCCCUAUUGCCUGCUGAGCAGGAAACCCUCGACAUCGUGGUUCUGGAAACCCCGCUACACGUGUGUCAACCUCUCUAUCCGGGACAUACUGGUGCCCGAUUGUCCGGAACCAGACCUGCUGCGCAGUACCUCCUUCCACUUACAUGACUCCGUGGACGGCCAGCUACAGGGCAGCGUGGAGCUGGGGGGCCCUGGACAGGGCAGGAUCACAGGCGGGGCCUCCGUGUCUGGCAGCUCCAGCGCUUCGAUGGAAGUGUGUGCGCUGCGCGUGGACCCCAGAAUCUGGGAGGACUUGCAAGGGGCAAGACGCCUGCGGCAACCGGAACACAAGAUCCUGAAACAGCUACGCAGCCGAGGGGAUAACGUGUACGUGGUGACUGAGGUGCUGCAGACACAAAAGGAUGUGGAGAUCACCCGCACCCACAAGCAAGAAGGUUCAAGCCAGUUCUCACUGCCCGGCGCCAUGUGCUUGCAGGGCGAGGGCCAGGGCCACCUGAACCGGAAGAAGACAGUUACUAUCCCGUCUGGCAGCAUCCUCGCCUUCCAGGUGGCCCAACUGGUUAUCACAGACCAAGACUGGGACAUCCACAUCUUUGUGGACAAGAAACAGAAAACCUUUCAGCAGAAACCAUUAGGCUCAGGCCCACACUUCCUGACCUGGCUUCUCCAGGGCUCUGGGGACAACCUGGCAAUGCCAGCCUGUGUUCCCACAGAUGGAUUGGAGGAGUGGGAGAUGAUCACCAAGGACUUCAAGGGUCUGCAGAGAGAGGUGAAGGUCCAGACUGGGGACCUGGAGCACCUGAGCAGUGAGCUUCGGCAGGAGCUGCUGGGAGCCCUGAUAAAGCUGCUCCUGGAUACAUCAGCACUGCAGGCCCUGGAGGAAGCCCUGGAGCAGGGUCUGGACGACGAACAGAUGGAGCCUAGGGGUGGCCCAGAGGGCGCUAUCCUCGAAUGCCUGAUGCUGCCCUCCGGAGAACUGGUGAAGGAGCUGACGGCCCCCAUCUUCUACCUGCUGGAGGCCCUGAUUGCUCUGAGUGAGGAUCAGCGCCUGCUGGUGACCCAGGCAUUGGAGAUGGGCAUGGUGUCGGGGCAGCUCAAGCUGGUGGGGAACAUCUUGGAACAGACCUCCCCGUGGCAGGUAGCCAGGGCUGUGUCCCUGCCCCUGGGGCUCCUGGAGAACAGUUGGGGUGAGGAGGCCCCUGCCUGGGUCCUGCUGGAGGAGUGUGGCCUAGACCUGCAACUGGACACUCCUCAGUUGUUGUGGGAGCCCCAGGCCCAAGGCCGCACGUGCGCACUCUACGCUGCCUUGUCACUGCUACAACGGUUGGGCCAGGAGUCCCAAUAG
This is a messenger RNA of Chrysochloris asiatica (Cape golden mole), 1449 nucleotides long. RefSeq names its product gasdermin D (gene GSDMD). NCBI's taxonomy places the organism in Eukaryota, Metazoa, Chordata, Mammalia, Afrosoricida, Chrysochloridae. The transcript has 9 exons. Gene Ontology annotation, cellular component: NLRP3 inflammasome complex. Gene Ontology annotation, molecular function: phosphatidylinositol-4,5-bisphosphate binding; phosphatidylserine binding; phosphatidylinositol-4-phosphate binding. The record is from RefSeq and is a predicted model, not a curated record. Gene Ontology annotation, biological process: defense response to bacterium; pyroptotic inflammatory response. The coding region runs from base 1 to 1449 and encodes 482 amino acids.